AUGAAGAAAGAUAAAAAGAAAACCAAAAUCCCAACUGAUGUUUACCCAAUUCAGACAUUGGUGAACAUGUCACGUAAUCCAAGUCGACCUUCGUCAUCAGAAUUGGUGGAACUUCAUGUUUUUUAUGUUCCUGAAGGAUCAUGGAACUAUAAAUUAAAUACCAUUUCAAAAGAAGUUGUUAACAAGUUCAUUUCAGCUGGAUUUAUAAGAGUAUCUCCUCAACUUACUUUGCAAGCCCUGAGGGAGCGUCUUAGUGAAUUCCUUGGAGAAGAUGCUGUUGCAGAAAAAUUUUUAUUUCUGAAAUGUAUAGGAAAUAAUCUAGCUGUGGUGAAGGUAAAGCAAGAAUCAGAACUGAAACUCAAAUCAUUUGCUCCUCCAUAUGCUCUUCAACCAGAAUUAUAUUUGCUUCCUAUUGUGGACCAUUUAGGAAAUAUUUACUCAGCCUCAUCCACUGUUUCAUUAGAUGGACAGCAGACUAAUAAUGCUGCUGCUGAGGAAGAUGGAAUUGUCCAGAGUCCGCUCAGUGAGAUUUUGUCAAAGGAAGAGCCUGGAACAGAUCCCAGUUUGUUAGAAAACACUUUGAAAGUACUUCUUAACAAGAGUCAGGAGGAAGCAGAGGGGAAAACCACUCCAGCAGAAAGCCAGACUGGAAAAAAUCAAAUUAGAAAUUCUGAAUUGCUGGGAUCAUUGGAAGAGUCAAAUACUGAUUACUUUAGCAACAAAAACAGUCAGUGUCCCUGGAAAAGUGAAGAUGGUACUGCUGAUGUCGGUAGAAGAGAGAACAAUCAGACAGGAAUAAAACAGUGUGCCACACUCCCAGAUCUUAUUGAUUUCCCCUCACUUCCAUGUCGAAAAACUGAUGUAUCUUCAUUACAGAUUGAGAGAGAGAAGAUUAUUGAACAAAUGAAACAAGUGAAGGAAGAAAGAAGAUAUCUGGAAAGAAUCAGAGAAGAACUAAUAAAAAAAGUUGACAGGCUAGUUGAACAAAGCAAAUUGAAGCGAUAUCAUGCCUGUGAGGGUUGGAAGAAAAAAUACUUAGAAACAAAGAAAGUCACAGCAUCACUUGAGGCGGUUUUAACAAAACUUCGAGAAGAUUUGGAACUUUACUAUAAAAAAUUGCUCAUGCAACUUGAAGCUAGGGAAAUCAAGAUGAGACCAAAGAAUUUGGCAAAUAUUACAGACUCCAAGAAUUAUCUUAUAAUCCAGAUAACUGAAGUACAGCAUGCAAUUGAACAACUGAAGAGAAAAUUAGAUACUGACAAAAUGAAACUCAUGAUAGAAGUUAAGAUGAGAAAACAAGCAGUUUCAGAUUUACGCAUAUUGAAAGCAGAACUGGCACAGAAAAAAUUAAUACAACUUUACAAUGUCAAAUAG
Messenger RNA from Chrysochloris asiatica (Cape golden mole), 1374 nucleotides. It is a transcript of the gene SPATA1, whose product is annotated as spermatogenesis associated 1. The record is from RefSeq and is a predicted model, not a curated record. Lineage: Eukaryota; Metazoa; Chordata; Mammalia; Afrosoricida; Chrysochloridae.